GCCCGUCACGCAUCGCCUCGCCCCGCCCAUAUGUACGUCACGCACUUGCGUGCUGCGCCCGUGUAGAUUCCAGCAAGCGUAGAUAUGGCGGACCUCUCUCUGGAUGAAGUGAUUCGUCGCCGCAGUUUUAACGCCAGAGGAGUCAGUAAUAAGAGGCCCAUAUAUGGCAGAGGGGCGGGGUCAGUGGGCAGGGCCUUCGAUGCCCGUCAGAAGAUUGGCAGUGGUGACGUCAGACAGCGGCUGGGAGUGGGCGGAGCUACAGGAGCGUUCCAGGUGAAGGAUGCGAGAGAGAAGCUGGGACAGAAAGACGCACGGUUCUGGAUCCGGGGACGAGGGGGCGGAGCUGGAGCCGGGGCUGUGCAGGAUGCGCGGCAGCUGAUUAACUCACGCAAGCAGCAGCAGACGCCUCUGAGCACGACAAUCCAGCAGACGGCUGUCAAACCCACCGCUAUCCCUCACGUCCAGAUACAUAACACCGGCCCCGUCUCUGCCGGCCCUCGGCCACAGAACACCAGAGUGGGUGUGGCCCUGCAGCCAGGAGGCGGGAUCACAAAAGUAGUGGAUGCACGUGAUAGGCUGAGCUUAAAGAGGAGCGUCCCGACAGCGUCCAAUCAGAGCGCAGCGUCUCUGAAGAUCACUAAAACCAUCCAGCAGAGGCCUGUGGGAAUGACCAGCGGGAUCCGCAUCAACGUUCCCAGUGCAGCCGCUCCGGUUUCAUCUGCUGGUUCUGCUGAUGAUGACUUUGAUGAUGGAGCUGUGAUACCUAACAAACAGAUGAAGAUCACUACAGCCAACCUGCAGACACGAGCGGGGCCUGUCUCUCUCUCGACUCCCAUCACUAAGGUGGUGAAGAAUGACUCUUACACUCCUCCGUCAGUCUCAGUGCCCCCUGCCCGCCCCCCCACACAGAGCCUGCAGCCCGUCUCCAGGACAACCGUCGCCACGCAACAGACCAGCGGCCCCACACACACACCCGCACAGCCCGCCUUCAGUCCUCUGGAGGGCACAAAGAUCACGGUCAACAACCUUCACCCUCGAGUGACAGAGGAGGAUAUAGUGGAGCUGUUCUGUGUGUGCGGGGCGCUGAAGCGGGCGCGGCUGGUGAAGGUGGGCGUGGCAGAGGUGGUGUUCGUGCGUAAGGAGGAUGCAGUCAGUGCCUACAGGAAGUACAACAACCGCUGCCUGGACGGUCAGCCGAUGAAGUGUAACCUGCACAUGCGGGGCAGUGUGAUCACGUCGGAGCAGCCCAUCCUCCUGAGGCUGAGUGACUCGCCCGGCGCUGCGGUGCAGAAGGACUCGGUGUCUCGCUCCGGCUCUAAGGCCCCGGGGCCCGAGGUGGAUCCACAGACCAUCCUGAGAGCUCUGUUCAAGUCCUCCAGCCAGAGCGGCUCCAGCGGAGCAGAGACGAGCGGAGCACACGCCACUGCCUUCCGCAUCAAGAUCUGACACACACACACACACACACACACACACACACACACACACACACACCGCGUGAGCUUCUAGGGGCGCACCAGCUCCUGUUUCUGUUAUCUUUUGUCUUUUAACACUGUUUCUGUGACCCUGUUCUCUCUUCUCUUCAGUAAAGGUCUUAGUUUAUACUCA
Messenger RNA from Carassius carassius (crucian carp), 1605 nucleotides. Its product is annotated as polymerase delta-interacting protein 3-like. Bases 85 to 1446 code for a protein of 453 amino acids. Gene Ontology annotation, cellular component: nucleus. NCBI's taxonomy places the organism in Eukaryota, Metazoa, Chordata, Actinopteri, Cypriniformes, Cyprinidae. Gene Ontology annotation, biological process: mRNA export from nucleus. The record is from RefSeq and is a predicted model, not a curated record. The transcript is spliced from 10 exons. Gene Ontology annotation, molecular function: mRNA binding.